Ziziphus jujuba (common jujube) is the source of this 2628-nucleotide messenger RNA. Its product is annotated as twinkle homolog protein, chloroplastic/mitochondrial. Gene Ontology annotation, molecular function: 5'-3' DNA helicase activity; ATP binding; single-stranded DNA binding. Lineage: Eukaryota; Viridiplantae; Streptophyta; Magnoliopsida; Rosales; Rhamnaceae. The record is from RefSeq and is a predicted model, not a curated record. The coding region runs from base 229 to 2346 and encodes 705 amino acids. Gene Ontology annotation, biological process: DNA replication. The transcript has 21 exons.
UUGCGGUUCAGGUUCGGUUUCGGGUUUCCGAUUUCUUAUUCCCAUUUGUACAGACCAGACAGACAAAAGAGGGAAACAAGAAGAGCGCUUUUGGACCCCUACUAGCACUAGUACCGAUUACUCUUCCUUCGUCACAGCCGUUUGACCCUUUUGAAAAAACAUGGAGAGGAAGCCAUAGACACACGUAUAGAAUACUCGUGCCGAGGCGGGUUUGCACCUUGCACAGAAAUGCGUUUUCCUUCUCAUCCACUUUACAAGCUCUCCUCUUGUGCGUCUCCCUCAUCCUCAGCCACUCUUUUCAUGGCUUCAAAGCAAUUGUUCAAGUCCACCUUUUCCAACCCAUUAACUACCACUCCUUGUUCACACAACAGGCAACUCCUCAACACUUACAGAAUCCUUUUCUCUGUUUUUCCUUCAAAACCCAGCUCCAGAACUUCACCAUUUUGCCUUAAAACUAAUGGGUGUUACACACUAUCUCAUGCUAAUGUCCCUAGACCCGCUGUUUUGGAGAACGCAGAGGAGAGGAGUUUAGUUGCCAUGAGGAGACGUUUGACGCAGAAAUUGGAGGAGCUUGGCAUGGACAUAGAAAUAUGUACACCAGGGCAGUACAACCACUUGGUUUGUCCCAUGUGCAAAGGUGGUGAUUCUGAGGAAGCGAGCUUGUCGCUGUAUAUCUCACAUGAUUGGAGUUCUGCUUUGUGGAUGUGCUUUCGCGGAAAGUGUGGGUGGAAAGGCAGCACAAUGGCUUCUGCAGGUAGUAGACCAUCCUAUGAGACUCCACAACGUAUCACCAAAGUUAAGAACAUAAGAGAAAUAUCAGUGGAAAGUUUAAACCUGGAACCACUUUGUGAUGAGCUAGUUGGUUAUUUUGCGGAGCGAAUGAUUACAAGGGAGACAUUGCAGAGAAAUGCUGUAAUGCAAAAAUCUUAUGGUGAUCAGAUUGCUAUUGCAUUUACUUACUGGAGAAAUGGAACGCUGGUUAGUUGCAAGUAUCGGGACAUUGACAAGAAGUUUUGGCAGGAAGCAGAUACUGAAAAGGUUUUUUAUGGGCUUGAUGAUAUAGAGGAAACUGAUGAUAUUAUAAUAGUUGAGGGAGAAAUGGAUAAACUAGCAAUGGAAGAAGCUGGCUUCACUAACUGUGUUAGUGUCCCUGAUGGUGCACCUGCAUCAGUUUCGAAAAAGGAUUUGCCACCUGAAGAAAGGGACACAAAGUAUCAGUACUUGUGGAACUGCAAAGAGUACUUAAAGAAGGCAUCGCGUAUUAUACUUGCCACUGAUGGAGAUAACCCUGGUCAAGCCUUGGCAGAAGAGCUUGCACGUCGCCUUGGAAGAGAGAGAUGCUGGCGAGUCAGAUGGCCCAAAAAAAAUGAUGUCGAACAUUUCAAAGAUGCAAAUGAGGUUCUCAUGUAUUUGGGUCCUGAUGCACUGAAGGAAGUAAUUGAGGAUGCCGAGUUAUAUCCUAUUAGGGGAUUGUUCAAUUUCCGAGACUACUUUGAUGAAAUUGAUGCAUAUUAUCAUCGGACAUUAGGAUAUGAAUUUGGUGCCCCAACUGGGUGGAGGGCUCUGGAUGAGUUAUACAAUGUUGUGCCUGGUGAGUUAACUAUAGUAACUGGGGUCCCUAAUUCUGGCAAGAGUGAGUGGAUUGAUGCUCUCUUAUGUAAUCUCAACGAACGUGUUGGUUGGAGAUUUGCACUUUGCUCUAUGGAGAAUAAGGUUAGAGAGCAUGCAAGGAAACUGUUGGAGAAACACAUAAAGAAGCCAUUCUUUGAAGCGCGUUAUGGUGGCUCUGUUGAGCGAAUGAGUAUUGAAGAGUUUGAGCAGGGAAAGCAAUGGUUAAGUGACACAUUUUAUCUCAUAAGGUGUGAAGAUGAUUCCCUUCCAAGUAUAAAGUGGGUUCUUGAUCUAGCAAAGGCAGCAGUUCUAAGGUAUGGGGUGCGUGGACUUGUAAUUGACCCUUACAACGAGCUCGAUCAUCAGCGUCCUGUGAGCCAGACAGAAACAGAGUAUGUCAGUCAGAUGCUAACCAUGGUUAAACGGUUUGCUCAACAUCAUGCUUGCCAUGUUUGGUUUGUAGCGCAUCCUAGACAGUUGCACAAUUGGGUUGGGGGUCCACCCAAUCUAUAUGAUAUAAGUGGAAGUGCACACUUCAUAAACAAAUGUGAUAAUGGAAUUGUAAUCCAUCGUAAUCGGGAUCCAGAGGCUGGUCCUAUUGAUCAAGUUCAAGUUUGUGUUAGGAAGGUACGGAAUAAGGUUGCAGGAACUAUAGGUGAUGCAUUCUUGUUGUACGAUAGGGUUACUGGUCAAUUUUUGGAUGCAAAUGAACCACCGUCUUUGAAGAAGAAAUAGGCAAUAAUGUAACUUGGAAAAGGCCUUGUACAUUAGCAUCUAUUGGAUAUCAGGGCCUGUUGAAUUUCUUGAUUCCGGUGGGUGUUUCUGAAUUCAUGCAUUCAAUGUUGGAAACAGAAGAGAAGAAAACUAAUUGAUGCAUUUUUGGAAUCUGUUGUAACAUAAAAGUUUUAGGUGGAUAGGCUGAAAAUUUUGUUUGAUUUACUAUUGGAGGCAUGUCAUUCAAGUGCUUAUUUGUAUAGAUUUGUUCAUUUGAGAUAUCAAAUUACAUAAAAAUGAUAA